AUAUAUAUAUAUAAUUUAAAAUGCAGCUCAUGGCGGGAGGGAUGAUCUACAUCAACUUAUUUGUUAUCUAUAUAAUGCUUCUCUAUUUACCUUUCUUCUCCACCUAAUCUUUGAUCUUUCUACUCAUCUUUGGUUCUUCAAGAUUUGGUUGGUGAAAUCACAUACAAUCUCAUUUUUCUGCUAUUUCUUCAGCAAUGAGUGAAGGAAACCAGCAGGAGCAACUGCGAAGUUAUGCCAGGAGGGGAGAGUGGUCAAAAGUAUUUGAAACAUACAAGCAAGAAAGGACACUUCGUAUAGCCAAGAUAACGGGGACAGGAGACACAUUGUUACACAUGGCUGUGUCUCAUGGGGAAGAGCACGUGGUGGCAAAGAUGGUUGACUUGUUAGUUCAAGAAGAGAGCUGGAAUGUGAAUAUCAUUCUUGGCGCUGAGAAUGAUAGAAAGAACACUCCUUUACAUUUAGCAGCAAAAAGGGGGAGCGUUGAAAUGUGCAAGAAAAUUGGUGGUAGGGACCCCUUAUUAAUUGCUAAGCGCAACACUGUGGGCGAGACACCCAUUUUUCUGGCAGCUCUCUAUGGCAGAAGAAAAGCUUUUCUUUGGCUUUAUUAUAUGUAUAUGGGAAGGCCUAGAGUUUCUUCAAUUGACUUUGCACACUGCAUAAGGGACAACCAUGAUACCAUUCUUCACUGUGCAAUUGCAGAAGGGCAUUUUGAUGUGGCCAUCGAAAUAGUUUACCUUUAUAAAUAUCACUUGAAAGAGAUGAUGAAGCGCAAUAAGGAAGGGUUGUCUCCACUUCAUCUCUUAGCAGCACAACGUUCAGCUUUCGAAAGUACUGCCCUCCUUGAACUAUCAAUCUUUGGCCAUCCAAUUUAUUGGCUUUCGAAAGCUAAGGAGAAGAAUCGGGCCACUUCGCUUGAAGAAUUGCAAAAACGAUCGUCUCUUAUAUAUCGAAUUUUGGUCAAGCUUAUCAAGUUUAUACAUUGGUUGCUGCGAUUCCUCCUGCUAUACCUGCUGUCACAAUAUUUUGUACCAGAAAAUUGGAAAGAUAUUCGGUGGUUGCUGCUAUGCGUCGCGUUAUUCAUGCUGUUACAAGGGUCUGAAGCAGUCCUUGGGAGAUGGUUCCGUCAGAUACGAAAGAUGAAGGAGAAGCACAAAUGGUCACUUCAAAUAAUGAACCAACUUCUUCGGCGUACAUCAGAUAAAGAUAUGUCACAAAUCAUAUGGAGAACGGUCUCUGAGCAGCUUUCGAUUUCCUUGCAACCAGAAGAUGAUAAUGAGUUGAAGUUAAUGACGACACCAGCAUCCAGUACAAUAACUAUUGAGACGCCCCUAAUGAUUGCUGUGAAGAAUGGAGCAGUAGAAAUGGUGGAGAAGAUUCUAGAAUUAUUUCCAUCAAGUAUUAAAGAUGUGAAUCUUGAGGGAAAGAACAUAGUUCUACUAGCAGCAGAAUAUAGGCAAACAAAAGUAUAUAGGUUUUUGUGGAAGCAGAAAUGGCUAAGUGAAAGCCUAUUUUGGGAUGUAGAUAAAGAGGGAAACAAUGCAUUACACUUGGCAGCAAGGCUGGGAGUGGAGUUUGAUUGGCUCAAUCCCGGGGAAACACUCCUCAUGUCUGGGGAAAUCAACUGGUUUGAGCUUGUGAAGAAUACAAUGCCCCGUGGUAUGUUGGAGACAUACAAUCAGAAAAUGGAGACCCCAGAUGACAUUUUUAAAGAGAGUCACAAGGAAAUUAUGAAACACGAGGGAGGGUGGGUGGCUAAAACCUCACAAGCAUGUUCUGUGGUGUCGACCCUCGUUGCAUCGGUGGCCUUCGCCACACGAGACACUGUGCCAGGUGGUUAUAAUGCCGAGGGCUUUGCAAUCCUAAGAAACAAACCAGUAUUCAAACAUUUCGUAAGUUCUUCGAUUGCGGCCCUCUUCUUCUCCCUCAUUUCCACCAUCUUCUUUCUGUCCAUAGUUGCUUCUCGUUCCCAAUCUGUUCACUUUUGGAGAUACCUUCCUUUAAAACUUUACUGGGCUAUGUUCUUGAUGUUCUACUCUAUUGCUUGUUUGUGGAUCUCUUUCUGUUCUGGUGGUUUCUUCAUGUUCGAUGAUGACGAUCAAAAAUUGCGCAAGGCUCUUCCAAUUUUUAUUUUCAUGUCAUCAAUGAUCGUCCUUUUGGUUAUCACACAGCUCCCCACAUUCUUUGCUCCCAUAUUGUCUGCCAUUCCUGCCCCAAGACGCAAGCGAGACAAUGACUUCGACCUUCAAGACGUGGAGAACUUUUGUAAUGAAGACAAGUGGUCAGAAGUCCUUGAAAGGUGCAAGAAAAACAGAGAGCUUCGCACAGCCAAGAAAACGGACACAGAAGACACCGUAUUACACAUUGUGGUGUCUCAUGGGAAAGAGCAGAUGGCGGAAUCCAUGGUGGAUUUUGUUUGUGGAGAGGGAAGUAAUGACAAGGAUGGGAUGCCGGAAGUGGAUGAAAAUGGUGAUGAGAAGAAGCGUGUCAUUGGGGCUCAGAAUGCUGAUGGUAACUGA
Neltuma alba is the source of this 2516-nucleotide messenger RNA. Its product is annotated as ankyrin repeat-containing protein ITN1-like. Bases 195 to 2516 code for a protein of 773 amino acids. NCBI's taxonomy places the organism in Eukaryota, Viridiplantae, Streptophyta, Magnoliopsida, Fabales, Fabaceae. The record is from RefSeq and is a predicted model, not a curated record. Gene Ontology annotation, cellular component: membrane. The transcript is spliced from 10 exons. Gene Ontology annotation, molecular function: protein binding.